Molecule: messenger RNA, 966 nt
Organism: Entamoeba dispar SAW760
Lineage: Eukaryota; Evosea; Mastigamoebida; Endamoebidae
Exons: 2
Coding region: 1-966 (321 amino acids)
Cellular component (GO): extracellular region
Molecular function (GO): oligosaccharide binding
Source: RefSeq, a predicted model, not a curated record
AUGUUCCUUCUAUUUAUCAUAUCCUUUUGUGUAGAAAGUACAAUAGGUGAAUUGAUCACUGAUUUUAAUUCUAUUCAACACCAACCAAGAAAAUUUAAUAGAAAACUAUUUGUUGUUGUAGAAAAUGAUAGAGAAAUAAAAAUUGCUAAUGAACACAAUGACAGAAUUGACCAAAUAAUAAUAAAAGGAUUUAGUAUAGAUUCAAUUCAAACAGGAAUUCCAAAAGUUCAAGGAGUAUGGAACUAUUCAAUAAAUUCAAAAGAACGAUUUGCUCAUAUCAAAUUUGAUAAUUUUGUAAAUAUUAUAAAUCUAUCAUUUGAAAUUGCAAAUUCAAUUGUAGAGUUUGUAAAAAAAUAUAAUUUAGAUGGUAUUUGUCUUGAAGGUCUUGAAAAUGUGUUUUAUAUUACAGGAAGGUCAUCACGUGAUGUACGUUUAAUACUUAGAAGAAUUGGAAUAGAAUUACAUAAUAUUAACAAGAAAGUGUAUGUCAUUAUUCCUCCAAGAAGUGUUGCUAUUAGUGGUACAACAAUCAAUUCUUUACAAAACUAUAUUGAUGAGUUCAUUAUAGAUACAACAGAUUAUUACAGUAAAAGUCUUCAUUCAUCUCAUUGUUCAUCUCCAUUGAUGUAUGUUGAAAAUCUUAUCAAAGAUUGUACUUCAAAAAAUAAAGAACUUAAAAGUAUGACAUCUAUUUCUAUUGACCUAUCUGGAUAUAAGUUCUGUCCAAACUAUCCUCGUUCUUCAAUUAAUAUUACAUCCUUUCAAACUAUUCUUCAUAAUCUUACUAAUUCAACUUGGAUAGAAGAAUGUCAAGAACAUAGUUUUAAAGAUCCAAAUAAUUGUGAAAUUAUGUUUCCAACUAUUGAGUAUAUUGAAAAACGAAUUAACUUAGCAAGUCAAGAAGGUUUAGAUAUUACUUUAUAUCAUAUAGAAUCAGCUCAUCCUAAUAUCUUUGACCUUUUUUAA